Molecule: messenger RNA, 6630 nt
Organism: Parasteatoda tepidariorum (common house spider)
Lineage: Eukaryota; Metazoa; Arthropoda; Arachnida; Araneae; Theridiidae
Source: RefSeq, a predicted model, not a curated record
CGAAAGCGUUUUAGUGGAAAAAAUGCAAACAAAACAAACUGCUAAGGUGAUUGUAAUUUGCAAUUCAAGAUUCACAAAUUACAAUAUGUUAUAAAAUAGUUUUGAAUGUAUAAAUUCCUUUUAUCGUUAGUAUUUCCUGUUGAAAAAGCAUUUUUUUAAACUAACAUUCUAUUAUUUAAUGCAAUGGGAUCUUCGGAAAAAUUUGAGUUUAUUUGCACUGAGGAUAAUAAAUAUACUUGUACAUUGUGUAAUGCUGUUAUUCCACAUAAGGGAUUAUUAAACAGUCAUGUUGAUCUCCAUAACAAGGAAAAACCUUUUGUUUGUAGUGUAUGUAAUAAGAGAUUUAAACGAAAGGAAUAUUUAUAUUCGCACAGCAUAACUCAUACAGAUGUAAAACCUUAUUCUUGUAAUUUGUGUGAUAAAAAUUUCACAUUAAAAUCUUCUUUGCGUGUUCACCAGUUUGUUCAUUCUAAAGAAAAAAGAUUUCCGUGCAAUAUGUGCAAUAAAUCCUUUUCUUUUAAGAAUGCUUUAAAUCGACAUAGAGUUGUUCAUUCUGAUGACAAACCUUUUUCUUGCUCAAUGUGUCAUAAAAGGUAUAAACUAGCUUUUCAUUUGAAUAGACAUUGGAAAACUGCUCAUAAAAAAGAAAGACCACAUGCUUGUGAUAAAUGUGAUAAAACUUUUCAAUGUAGAAGCUCUCUAAAGGUUCAUAUGGGCGUUCAUUCAGAUGAAAAACCUUAUUCGUGUGAUUUAUGCCAAAAAAGUUUUCGUUAUGAAGGAAGUUUAUCUCAUCAUAAAAAAACUCAUGUCGAAGGAAAACCUUAUUCUUGCACUGAGUGUGAUAAGAAAUAUAAGCUAAAAAAUCAUUUGAUUGUUCAUUGGAAACGUGUCCAUAAAAAAGAAAGACCAUAUGCUUGUAAUAUUUGUCACAAAAAGUUUCCUUGCAGAAACAGUUUAAAGAAUCAUUCUGUUGUCCAUACAGACGUUAGACCUUAUUCCUGUGGUAUAUGUUAUAAAAGUUUUCGAUUCAAAGGAAGUUUAAGAGCUCAUCAAAGAGUUCAUACUGGAGAAAAACCUUUUACUUGUAGUAAAUGCGACAAAAGAUUUAAAACUAAAGCAAAUUUAUUAUCACAUCAAAUAAUUCAUACUGAAGAAAAACCUUUUUCUUGUAAUGCAUGCAACAAAGCAUUUAGAUUCAAGCAAUCCUUAAUGCAUCAUAAACGUGUACAUCAUAAAGAAGAAUACUAUUUAGAAAAAUUACUUGAUAAAAGUGUACGGGAUACUCCGCAUAAGCAAAGGAGACCAAUCGUUGCCAAAUGUAUCAAAGAAAAAAUUGACUCUAGCGAUAGCACUCUGAUACUUGCAGAUUCUUUUGGCAGCAGUGACAUUCUGGCACUUGCUCGGCUAGUUAAUAAAAAACCUGAUUCUAGUAAUAAUUGCAGUGAAAGUGUUACAUUUGUCGAAGAUUUGGAUAGUUUAGAAGAGCUGGCGCAUGUUGAUGAUAUACAUAAAAGUCCUGAUUCUAGUAAUUUUUGUAAUAAAACUGUAACAUUUGUGGAUUCUUUAAAUAUUGUUAAAGAGAAGAAAACCACCACUAAUAGUAAAAAAAUACCUGACUCUGGUAAUAUCUGUCAUGAGAAUGGAAAAAGUGAAUAUUUUCUAGACAAUGAGGGCAAGCUAGAGCUGCCUAACCAUAUCAAUCAGAAACUUGAUACUAGUUCCCUCUUCGAGGAAAGCGUAACACUUGUAGAUUCUAUAGUUAACAGUGGUGAGUUAGAAAUUGCCACCCGUGUUAUAGAAAUGCCUGAUUCUAGUAACUCUGGUGAUCAAAACAAAACAGCUAAUAAUUCUCCUUGGAACAGCAAAGAAUUAUCUAACUUGACACAACAUUUGAAGACACCAGCUGGCUAUUUUAAUGAUUGUAGUAAUCAAAGUAUAACAACUGAAAACCUAAAUCAAAUCAAAAAAGAAUUUUCUGAUUUGUCUUUGGAUGUGAAGAAGCCUGCUACUUUAACAUCAUCAAAUUCAGCAAAACAUACAUCUAACCAAUUGAAUAGUCAAUCAACUAAGCCUGUAAUUAGGGAUUUUAAGUUCAUUGAAACUAAAGAGAAAACCUAUAUUUGCACUUUAUGUAAUGAAACUAUUUUAGAUAGAGAGUCUUUAAGCAAGCAUGUAGAUGUCCAUAAAAGUAAGGUAAAAUCUUCCAAUUUAAUUCACCUAAAGAAGCAAGCUGGCCCUACAUCAUCAGUUUCCACUAUUCAUACCACCAGCCCAUUGAAGGAUCAAUCAAUUAAACCUGUAGUAAAAAAUUUUACAUUUUUUUACACUAAGGAGAAAACUUAUACUUGCUCUUUGUGUAAUGAAACUAUUUUACAUCAAGAUUAUUUGAGUUCACAUGUAGCUGUUCACAGAAAUAAGGUAGAAUCUUCACAUUUGGAAAUGCCACCUAGUGCUACAGAAUCAGUUUCAACUGAGCAGACCGCCAAUCUUUCAGAUAAUCAACUAAUUUCACCUGAACAUCUUAAGACGACAGCUUGUACAACACCAUCAAAUUCAACAGUGCAAACCACUUGUUUAAAUGAACAAUUAAUUUUGCCAGAACAUAAUGAAAUGCUAACUAAUACUAGUUUAUCUAAUUCCACUGUGCAAAUCAGCAACCCAUCAGAUGCCCAAACAAAUUCUGGAACUUCAGAAACACCAGCUAGCACACCAUCAUCAGUUUCCACUGUGCAGACCACCACUUUAAAUAAGAUAUCAGCUUUAUCAGGACAUAAAAACAUAUUAACUAGUACUACACCAUCAGUUUUCACUGUGCGGACUACCAGCACUUUAGACGAUCAACCAAUUACAUGUGGUUACUUGGAAGUGCCUGCUAGUGCUGGAUUUUCUGUUUCUGAAGUGCAGACUGCCACUUCAAAUGAACUAUCAAGUUUGCCACAUCAGAAAAUAACAAAUAGUACCACAACACCCAUUUAUACAAUGCAGCACAAGGGCUCGCUAAACAAUCUGUUAAAAGAGUCUACAGUAAAGGAAUUUAAGUUUAUUCAUACUAAAGAGGACAAUUAUAUUUGUACUUUGUGUAAAAGAACCAUAAUGAAUAGGAAAUCUUUAAGCAGGCACGUAAUUCAGUCUCACAGUAAACGGAAUGCUUUGUAUCCGUGUAAGUUAUGUUAUAAGAUUUAUAACUAUAGAUAUAGCUUACAUAGACAUAUAGUAAUAAAGCAUAAGGAACAAAAAUCAUUCUUUUGUGAUGCAUGUAAAAAAAGAUUUGUAUUUGAAGAUUGUUUCAACAAACACAAGUGCAUUAAGGCUGAUAUAAAAAUUCGUUAUUCUUGUAAUUCGUGUAAUAAAAGUUUUAAUGAAAAAUACAAAUUGAAUGCCCAUAAGGCAGUCCAUUCUGAUGAGAAGCCCUAUUCUUGCAGUUCAUGUGAUAAAACUUUUAAAUGGAAGCAUAGUAUAAAAAAACAUUUCAAAAUCUAUCAUACAAACAGGCCUGCAAAAAUCAAACAAAGAGUUUCUUGCAUGUGGUGUGAGAAAACCUUUCCAUAUAAAAGUGCUCUAAGAAGUCACGCAGUGAUGCAUACAAAUAAUAAGCCUUAUUCAUGUGACAUUUGUGCGAAAAGCUUUAAAAGAAAAACUCAACUAAAUGCCCAUAUUCAAUCUCAUUCUGGAGAAAAACCUUACUCUUGCAGUACUUGCAAUCAGAGGUUUACUCGAAAACAAUCUUUAAAAAGACAUGGUCGAAUUCAUCUUAAAAAAUUGUUCUCUACUUUUUUGGAUUAGCUUUAUAUAUUCAUAAAUAUUUUUUCCAGGAAUAUGCAUAUAGUCUUCUUCCACCAGCAUUACUGCACCGUCCCAACUAGUCAUUUUCAUCUGGCUCAAUCAGACAAUAUGUUUCUCCCUCCAUAAAUUCCCAUGGUUUUUAGAUCUUUUACAACAAAAUCAAUCUAUCUGGUGUUUUGGUUUUUCCCUUUUGUGGUUGCCAGUAAACUUUCCCCAAAGUGAGCUUUUUAAAUGGUUCACCAUCAUCUUCUCUAUAGAUGUCACCCAGCCAUCUUAUUUUAUAGAAUUUCAUAACUGAAAUUAAGUUUAGUUGCUUAUACUUUUUGGAUAAUUCAUAAUUGUGCUGUAUAUCAUUUACUUUAUCCAACCAUCAUAUCAUUAUAUCAAAAUCAUUUACUUUAACAGCUCCAAGGAUGGCUCUGAGUAUUUUUCUUUCAAAACUUCGUAGUUUAUUUUCGUAAGUUUUAUUCAAGGCCAGCAUUCGCUCCUAUAAAGUAAUACAAGUUUCAUUGGAGUAUUAUAUAGAUUAAUUUUAAUGGAAAUAAGCUUUGAUUUCGCAAUUCAAAAUAACACCUAUUAGCCAUCGUUAUUCAUUUCUGUUUUGAUAUCAUUAUUAACCAAUAUUCAUAGCUAAUUUUUGUAUUAAAAUGUUUGUUGACAAAAAACUAUCAAUCCCCAAUUAUAACUUCAGAAAUCCGGACUUCUAAAUUCCAGAAACCACCAAAAUCAAGAAUUUUUUUCCCUAUAAGCUAAUUUUUUUUUUUAGUUAUAUCAAUUGUAAAUUUAAGGAAAGAUGUCGGAAUUUGUGUUUCUUAAUAACAUCACAAUAAAAAUAAUAGACUUUGAAGAUCUGGAAAUCCAUGGCAUAAAAAGCUAUCAACAAAACUCCUGAAUUUAUUAUACAAUCCUUUUAAUCUAAUGUGUGUCUGCUUUAUGUAAUCCUUGUACUAAUACUCAACUAUUAAAAACAUUGAGAUUUAAAAAAGUCUAAAACUAUUGGGAAAAAGGAUUGAUAAGGUAAUGUGAAUUAACAGUGAAAUUUUCACAAAUAUUGUGCUUUGUAAAAAAAGAAAUUACUUAAAUGCAUUAUUCAGAAUUCAUGUGCUAUAAUUAUGUAAAAAAACAUGCAAAUUUAAGAUGAAAUUAGGCAAAUCAAAUAAUGAUUGCUUAUAUGUGUUAUUCAAAAUUCAUGUAUUCUAUUAGAAUGAUUUUUCAAAACUAUGUGAAUUUGCAAUUUAAUCGUUGCAAAUUGAACAUUUAAAAAAAGAGAGAUUGCUGAAUAGGGUUUUGUGUUUUUCCGCACAUUCAUAAUGACUUAUUAAAAUAUCAAGAUUUUAAAAACUAUGCAAAUAAUUAUUGAAUGCCUACCCAAAAAAUUACUGACAGAUUACUGACAGCCUAGAUUUUGAUUGUCUAAAAAAAUCAUAUAAAUGCCCUAUUAUUUAAUUAAAAAUAUUAAACUAAAACAAUGACAAUGUUUUCCUCUUAAAAUUUUCUUUAUGUCAAAAAAUAUUGCAAUGAAAAAAGAAAAAGAAAAUGUAUUGAUGUCCUGAACAUAAUUUUAAAGAAAGUAUCCUAAUAAUAGCAGAACAGCAGAAACCUCUCUCAAACCCGCAAAGUUUGGCCCCCUUCAGUUCCUGGAAAUCUGAUAAUUCAAUAACUGUAACUAGAAAGUAUUUUGGAGUCCGGGACCACUGCCCCAAUGAUUGUUAUGUACUUUCACUCCAAAACAUUAAAAAAUGUUCUAAAAUGCAAAAACUGCUCAUAAAUUGGUUUGAGCCCCAAAAUUGAAAAAAUACCUUAAAAGUAUUAAAAAAAAAAAAAAAGGGUCACAAAAGGAAAAAAAAAUUUCGAAAAAGUGCAACAGCCAACAAAAUCUCAUCCUUAAUGAUUAGUUUAACUAAGAUAUAUAUAAGAUAUAUUCUGUCAAAUUCAGUCGAAAAUAUAUGUUUUAAACUAUAAUUUCAAUUAAUAAUUUUACAUGGCUUAAUCCAAUAUUUGAGUGAAAUCGGUCGAAUCGUUAUUAAGGAUUCCAUUUCUAAAAGUACGACUUUUUAAGAAAAAAAAUGCAGAAAAUUACAGCUAUUUUAGGAGUCCGAAAAAAAGAUCUGUUUGUUCUGAGAAAGUAUGUUUUUGUGUCUGAUUUCGUAACUUAAAAUAUCAUCUAUACCAAUUAAUUACCAUAUUUGAGGUCAUCCCCUUGAACCAUUAAGAUUGAGUCCUAGAACGUGAAGAUGCAAUAAUUAGUUCAAAAGUUAUUCAGGAUAGUCCAUUUUUUCUGCACUGUACAAUCUUUUUUGACAAAGGGCCAUGCGAGAAAAAGACUGCAAUAAAUUUUUUUUUUAACAAUUAAUAAAUUAUUUAAAUACUCCUAGUAAAACAAGAAAAAUUAUCAAAUUUUCUUAUAAUUUAAAAUGCUACAGCAAAUUGUAUAUAAUCUUUGCAAAUUGUAAAUAAUAUUAUUGACUAGAGUGAUUUUUUGGGGAUAAAACUUUCUGACCAGAAAGACUAGUUUUUUGUUACUUUUUACUGUGCAUAAAUUACUUGCAGCUUCAAUUUUUAAAUGAAUUCUUAAAUUGAAUUAAACAUGUUUUAAAAAUAAGUCAUUUUUCUAAAAGUAAUUUAUUUUAAAGAAACACUUGUCAGACAUUGUUAUUUUUUAACACCUUGAAAUAGAACCUUUACAUUUUAGAAUUUUGGUGUUAAGAUAUGGGCAUUUCUACAAAGUUUAAUGAAAUUACUCUGAAAACAGUUACAAAACUUAUUAUGCUAGUUUCAUAGUAUUAUAAUAAACUGCAUUUCCGUCCUUGGUUAACCUUUAAGAAAUAAUUAUUUGCAAAUGAAAAA